This is a messenger RNA of Neolamprologus brichardi, 5617 nucleotides long. Lineage: Eukaryota; Metazoa; Chordata; Actinopteri; Cichliformes; Cichlidae. The record is from RefSeq and is a predicted model, not a curated record.
AGACCUUGACCGAAGAAGAAGAAGAAGAAGGAAAACAAACGGUCCUGUUGGACUGGACGCAUAUGAUUGUAGCAAGGGGAUGCAUUUGAAACGUUUUUCUGUUUUGGAGUUUGUUUACCAUUGCUUAGUCGCAUUUUAUUGUUAAACUCAAAGAAUUGGUGAUUUGGGACCACCAUGGCCGAUACGGAAACUAGCGGAUGCGAACGUCUGACCACCAAUCAAGUGACUCCUGUGCAGGUAACAGAAGGGACCGAUGGAGAGGCUGUGGAGGCAGUUUCAGAAGCAGCAGCAUCGGUGGACGCUGGAGAAACGGAACACGUUCAUGAAUCUUCCCAUGAACUUUCCAAAGAGAGGGAAGAGGAUAAUGAUGAUGCUGCUGCUGCUGAAAAAGUUAUGGAAAGUGAAGAAGCAGAACUUAAAGAAACUGAGACCGAGGUGAUCCACUCUGUUGGUUCUACAUCUACAUCACAAGCUUUUUCUGCAGAAGAGACAGAGGAGACCGUUACGGUUAAUGAUGGUGAGCCAGGUAGCACCACAGAGCCCCAAAAAGAGGCUCCUGAGGUGAAAUGUGACGAGGGUCUUGAGGUGAUAUCUGAUGAAGGGGUUGAGUCAAAGGCAGAAGAUCUUGCAGUGAAGGAUGAGAGCCUAGAGGAAAGCCCUGCAGUAGCAGAUGUCAGUGAGGAUGCAUGCAUGGACGCAGCUCCUGAUCGUGAGGAAGAGAAAGAAAUAAAAAACACUGAUGAAAACAUGGACACAAGCAAUGACACUAAGGAGGAAGUCUGCACAGAGCAGGAGUCACCCAUCUGCUGUAAACCAAAGGUUUUGACAGCGGGCGAUGAACUCGAUGAGAUGAUGGACAUCGGUACAGUGGAUCAGGUGGAGCAGGAAGCUCAGAUGAAAGAGGAGGAACAGAACAGCUUGAAGGAUAUGGAAAGCAGCCGCUCACCUGAUGCUUCUAAUACAGCCUCAGUGGCGGAGGACAGUAACUGUGUUACGGAGGAAGCUGAUGUGAAACCCACAACUUCAGACUUGAUGCAGUCCAGCUCGUCUCCAUCGUCUGAGGCCACAGGAAGUACAGGAAGAGACAGCUCGUCACCAGCGAUGAUGUUGAACGGCAUGAAAGUCGUCAAGCUUUCUAUACCGAGAUUAGACGUUGAGAGGCUGCACACUUCAACCCAAAGUGUCAAGUUGUCUCCUUCACCUCCGUUGGUCACUGUGAAGGACGAGCCGGUGGAUGAGGAAUAUGAACAAGCUCUAAUGUCCAGUUCCUCUACAGCAAGCGUGAAAGAUGAGCCUAAUACUGCAAGGGACGACCUGAGGAUCGGAUCCGUGUAUUCUGAGAGUUCUGAAACGCAGACGCUGCCCAUCGUCAGCCCGCCGUCUUCGCACAUGUACUGCGCUCACUGUAAGAAGAACCUGAUGAAGGGACAGACGGCUUUCCAGAGGAAGGGCUCUCCAGCGCUCUUCUGCUCCACCACCUGCCUCUCAUUGUCUCAGGCCAGGGGAGCCACUAAAAUCUGCCACAACUGCCAAAAGUUGAUAAUUCGGCCUCAAGACGUCAUCCUGGCUCCGGAUCUCAAAGGACUCAUGAAAGAGUUCUGUGGCCAGAUUUGCCUGACGUCCUUCAACUACAAGAAAACUGUCACCAACUUCAGGAAAACUGCUGUUGCUGUGAAAGCUCUACAGACUGUACCACAGUCACUCUGCAGCAUGUGCACCAGAUACUGUGUCAGCAAACAUGAGGUGAUACUGAGCGGCGCUGUCCACAAGAUGUGCAGUGACGCCUGCUUUAACCGCUUCCGUACUGUAAAUAACCUUUCGAUGGCGGGCUGCGCCAACUGUGGCUCGUACUGCCACAGCAAACCGCUCAUGCUGAAGCUGGAAGAGGGCAGCAAAACCGUGUGCAACCUGGAUUGUUUGGGGAAAUACAAAGAGAAAAGCAAGAUAACCAAGAUGACCCAGCCGUGCACAAUGUGUCGCACCGCCCGCUUUCUGGCAGAAAUGGUGGACAGCAAAAACAGUGAUGACUCUGUGGAUCUUUUCUGCAGCAGCAGCUGUGUGAUGGCGUACAAAGUCCAGACUGUUAGUUCUUCAGGUGCUCGGAUAAACUGUGAUAACUGUGGCAAAAACAGCGUACCGUCCUACCACUUGGCCAUGUCCGAUACCUCCAUCAGGAAUUUCUGCACUCUCCCGUGUGUCAUGGCUUUUCAGGAAAAAUUUAAGCAGUCGCAGAAGCAGGUGAAUGUUUUUACGAAGCUGCCCAUGGGAUCGUCCCAAAUUCAGCCCGUUAGUACAACGCCAGUGCAACAGGAGGCAAAAGUGUCCCAGAAAGUGAACUGCUUCCAGUGCUCCCGCGUCAUCACUUUUAAACCCGAGCUCAUCCAGAUUAAGGACAAGAUGGUUUUUCUGUGCAGCGUGGACUGUUCUCACGAGUUUAAGAAAGCCAACAACGUCACGAGUGUGUGCGAGUACUGUAUGAUCGAAAAGAUCACCAGAGACGUGAAGAGAGUCAACAACAAAGACUGUUACUUCUGCAGCGACGGCUGUAAGCUCCUGUUCAGACACGACUUGAGUAAAAACUGGGGGAAGCACUGUCACUCCUGUGUUUACUGCCACUCCGUUUCAAAGAAGCUGGUGACGGCGCAGUACGGAGGCUCGACGGAGGAGUUCUGCUCGGAGGAGUGCAGGUCCAAGUACACCAUGCUGUUCUGCCACGUAAUCGGGAGCGACUUCCUACUGAGACGUUUUAAGUUUGUUGCUGUUUUGCUUUCAGCCUGCACAGGAGAGGCCACACCUGUGAUCGCCAACGUCAUCUCGCUCGCUGGCACGCCAAAAGGAAAACCUAACACUUCUGAUAGAAGUGUCCAACAAAGUACAGCAUCAAACUCUCAGUCAAAGACCUCUGGACACAUCAGCAUUCAGACCGAAACGGUGAAGACUCAUCCUCCUCCCCCAGCUAAAAUCCUGAAGAACAAGGCUCUGCUGUGUAGACCGCUGGUGCAGAACAAAGGAGUCUCCUGCAAAACGCAGACGGUCGACGUGGAGGCACAGACGGAUGAUAUCUUCCCAAAAAUGGUGAUCCUGCCUGUUCCUGUGCCGGUGUACCUUCCUGUACCCAUGAAUAUGUACAGCCAGUGCACUCCCAAGCCUGUCGGCCUGCCGUUACCUCUUCCUGUGCCAAUGUUUCUUCCUGUGACGAUGGACAGUGCUGAGCGCAUUGUGGAAACCAUCCAGGAGAUCAAACAGAAGAUCCCGUCCGAUCCGUACGAGGCAGAACUCAUCCUCAUGGCGGAGAUGGUGGCCGAAGACGACGAGAACAACGACAAGCCGGAGACGCGCAAAGAGGAAAAAGCUGUGAAAAAAACGCCUGAAAAGCAAGAAGCACCCGUCACAGAUGACCAUGUCAGUAACUACAGCGAUGACUUGGACACAGACGAACUGGCCACUUUCCUCAACAGCUGGGAGGAUGCUUCCUCUGACGCGGGGCCCUUGUCACCAAGUAAAACCUACGCCAGCGAGAAGUUCAACUCAGUUUUAGAUGUAUCUGUGGGCAUGCCCAGUGAGCCCGAGCCCGCACCACCUCCUGGUCCGCCUCCCAUGGACAUCGAAGCCGACUUCACUGUUGAAACUCUGGAAAGGAUGGCCAAACAAAGAGAGCAGUGCAGCAAGUCCCCAAGCCCCCCGCCUGCUGCUCCAGUACGACGACAAGCUCACAGGAAAGCCAGAGAGAAGAGGGGUCGUAAGCCACAGCGUCAGUCUAAGGCUGCUGAAACGUCUUCGGCAAAGAGUACUUCCAAAAAGCCCGUGGAAGUAGAAAUCCCAAAACUGAAGAGUGAAUAUGGAGUCGAUGCCUGGAAGCGAUGGAUCCAGUGGAGGCAAACUCAGCCCAACCUGGAGAAUCCACGCUUUGGCUGUUAUAUCCACUCCCGUGUGGAGGAGGAGUUUUUGUGGGACUGUAAACAGCUGGGGGCGUACUCCCCCAUCGUCCUCCUCAACACUCUGCUCUUCUUCUGCUGCAAGUACUUUGGCUUCACCAAGGUGGAGCAGCACCGUCAGCUGUCCUUUGCACAUGUCAUGCGCUGCACAAAAACCAAUCUAAACAACACCAAGACCACAUUCCUGCGCUUCUACCCACCGCUGUCUGGACCCGAGGCGGAGUCAGAUGCAGAGGGUGGCCCAGCGAAGAAGCGGAAGGAGGAGGAGAGUAAAGAAGAAAUCCUGGAGAUGAUGGAGAACACGGAGAACCCUCUCCGCUGUCCCGUGAGACUCUACGAGUUCUACCUCUCAAAGUGCUCGGAGUCAGUUAAGCAGCGAACCAACAUGUUCUACCUGCACCCCGAGCGCUGCUGUGUCCCCAACAGCCCGCUGUGGUUCUCCUCCACCGCUCUGGACGACACCACCAUGGAGGCCAUGCUCAUCCGCAUCCUCACCGUCAGAGAGCUGCAUCUUGACACAAAGCAGCAGACGAGCGAUGACCCACCGUUUAUACCCGAGGAGGAGGAGGAUUCGGAGUGAACGUGAAGUGACCUUUUACCGGAGUUGCAGCUAGUGAUGUAAAUGUUUGGAUAUUAUCAAAAAUGUUCGCUGAACAUAAACGGACAGGAAAAAAAAACAUUCACAACAGCAGUAUGAAACAGCAAAGAGUCACAUUUCAAACGCACGUUUGGACAGAACCUCCGAUUCACAUCGCUUAUGUAGAGGUGAGGCUGAGAUGCUGGACUCAGCUCAGCAUUAAAGACUGUUUACUGCUCAGCAGGGCACGCAGCUGCCCUCCUGUGUUUAUGUGGUUGUGUCUUAUGGAAAAUACUACUUUUAUCUCCUUCCAUGUGUUAUGAUUCCUGACCUUCCUGUGCACACUGGACUUCCAAGUUUUUCUAAAGCUAGCCCUCCAUCUCGGAGUGAUGGAGGUCCCGAAUAGAGAGCUGCAUAUUGUUAGUUUCACUACAUUCACACCUCGGAGGCCAAAAUGAACACGUCUGUGUUUGCAGUAGUUAGAAUAUUUCCUGGGUCAGUACUUUUGCACACCUCAAGAAUUGUUGCAAUCUCACUUUGAGAAAACACAGUUUUAACAUCUGACUGGAGAUUUUACCUGAAUCAUGAUUUGAUUGAUUUUUCUUCCAGAUUCCUGUUUAAGUUGUGAUGCUAAACGUUGAAAAUGUACACAAUUCACACUUUGUGUUUUGUGGUUAACAGAUAAUCCUCAGAUACUUUAAAGGAUCUUAUCAAUCUGAAAAGAAAUUACAGUAUCGAACAAUGUAAAAAUCAUCAUUGGUGCCUGAUUGAAGGGAUUAAAGAUUUUGGAAGUGAUUCAAUUACAUUUUAAGAAAUUUGAGAUUUGAAUGUUAGGUAGCUGCUAUCCCUAAUUAUGACUUUAAAGCAAUCUGAGAAGAGAAAGGCCUACAACUCUAAAGUUUUAAACUCAUUUUGGGAUUCUGUUUCAUGCUAAACAAACCUUAAAGCAGUGAGUUUUUGCAUAAUGAGCUCUGGUAUUAUAUGAAAGCAAAUAAAGCUGUCCGUUUGUGUAUGUCUAGAUUAUUUUAACCCCCUUAGAGUAUGGCUGCAGAGGUUCUCUUGAGUGUUUUCUAUUAUAUGUUCAUUUUGAAUAAAAAAAAAAACA